This is a messenger RNA of Macroventuria anomochaeta, 306 nucleotides long. RefSeq lists its product as uncharacterized. The transcript is spliced from 2 exons. The record is from RefSeq and is a predicted model, not a curated record. NCBI's taxonomy places the organism in Eukaryota, Fungi, Ascomycota, Dothideomycetes, Pleosporales, Didymellaceae. Bases 1 to 306 code for a protein of 101 amino acids.
AUGUCAGCCCCUGCUCCUAAGGAUAUCUCAGUUCUUAGCCCAGAAGCUAUUGCCUAUACCAAUGGUCCGGUACUUCUUGCACGAACCGGCCCAAUUUAUGCAGUGGCACUGUUGACAGUGCUACUUCGAAGCUACUCUCGAUGGUUCAUCGUCAAGUCCUUUGGCAAGGACCACUCGACCAUGAUGGCCUUUGCCACUGUAUGCUUCGCAUCCUACGCAUACCAAGUAUCACUAGGCGUUGGCAAGUACGUUCCUGUGGUACAGGUCGACGAGGAGAAAUAUCGACAGAUCCCCAAGGCUCGAUAG